AUGUAUAAUACUUAUGAUAUCUCCUUUCCUUGUAUCCGUUUGUUUCCUUCCCUAGAACUAUGUGAGCAUCAUGUACGGUUAUGCACAUGUCGAUCUGCUGGCGCCGCCCGUCGUGAAUUAGCUGUGUUCCGUACCUGCAGCGGCACUCUUCGUUUAAAGACCAUAAACCACAAACAAGGCACCACCGUUAAACAGUGCGCAUGUCUUGACAAGCAGAACAACAAACUGAAAACUGCUUUUGGUAUCAUUUAUAUUGCUGUUAAAGUUAAUUAUGAGUUGAAUUUUAAAGUAAAAUUAUUUUAA
Diatraea saccharalis (sugarcane borer) is the source of this 303-nucleotide messenger RNA. NCBI's taxonomy places the organism in Eukaryota, Metazoa, Arthropoda, Insecta, Lepidoptera, Crambidae. The record is from the annotation of a GenBank genome assembly.